Molecule: messenger RNA, 1325 nt
Organism: Drosophila innubila
Lineage: Eukaryota; Metazoa; Arthropoda; Insecta; Diptera; Drosophilidae
Product: lipase 1-like
Exons: 3
Coding region: 53-1276 (407 amino acids)
Molecular function (GO): hydrolase activity, acting on ester bonds
Source: RefSeq, a predicted model, not a curated record
GGAAAUGAUUUUUGUAAUAUGAUUCGAAAUAAAUUUCGUUUAUAAGCAUUUUAUGAAGAUAAAUACUAAUAAUAUGAGUAAAAUAUUUCGCUUUCUCAUCGCACUGUGGCUGCAUACAAAUCUCGUGCUCUCAAGUAUUUUAAAAUAUGAUCCAAGCAUCCUUGAAGAUGCGCAACUGACAACAAUUGGUCUGAUUAGAAAAUACGGCUAUAAGGCAGAGGAGCAUAAGGUUGAGACCAAGGAUGGUUUUCGACUGACAGCUCAUCGCAUACCCAAACCGGGGGCACAGCCUGUGCUGUUGGUGCAUGGACUGGAGGAUAGUUCCGCCACCUGGGUCCUUACUGGUCCCUGCUGUGGUCUGGCCUAUCUGCUUAGUGAUCGUGGCUAUGAUGUUUGGAUGUUAAAUACUCGCGGCAAUCGUUAUUCCCGAAAACAUCGCAAGUAUCAUCCGUUGAUGCGUCAGUUCUGGGACUUUUCAUUUCAUGAGAUCGGCGUUUAUGAUAUACCGGCCACCAUUGACUAUAUGCUCGAUCGUAGUAAGGGUUACAAGCAGGUGCAUUAUGUCGGUCACUCCCAGGGCACGACCUCGGUCUUUGUCAUGGGAUCCGAAAGACCCGAGUACAUGAAGAAGGUCAAACUAUUGCAGGCUCUCGCUCCUGUGGCGUAUUUUGACAAUCUUAAUGCACCUUUUAUUCAACUUAUCAAGCCCUUUGCAAGAAGCCUAUUAAGCAUGAUUAAACUCUUUGGCAUUUAUGAGUUUCCACCGGAAAGAGAAGUUUGGAGCCGUUUGUAUUAUAAACUCUGUAGUUUUGCUUUUCCGAACACGUGUACUAACUUUUUAAUGCUAGUAAUGGGCCAGGAUUAUUCACAGUUCAAUCAGACACUCAUUCCAUUGUUUUCCAAGCAUUUUGUGGCUGGAUCUUCUGUCAAAUCCAUUGAGCACUAUACCCAAUUGAUUGAGCGAGGUGGCUUCUUUAAAUAUGAUUUUGGUAAUCCCAAAGUUAACAUUAAAAAGUAUGGCACCCGUAAUCCUCCAGCCUACAAGGUGGGCAAUAUCAACUGUAAAGUGGCUUUGUAUUAUAGUGAAAAUGAUCAAUUGACAUCCUUUAAGGAUGUGCAACGCUUGAGAAAACAAUUGCCAAAUGUCGUACACGAUGAGCUUUUGGCUUAUAAGAAAUUUAAUCACUUGGACUUUACUUUUGCAAUCGAUGCAAAAAAAUUGUUAUAUGACAGCAUGUUUAGAGUAAUGGAAAAGGUGGACAAGGGGGAACUUUAGCAGUAAAAUAAAAAUAUAGCUUAAAAAUAAAUAUAAUUAAAAUAGCAUA